CUUUAACGUUGCCGCGGCAGAGAGGCUGUGAAGUGUUGCUAUGGUAACGGCUGUGCGUUUGAAGGAGUCGUGUAGAAAGCGGAAGUGUCUUAUCCUUAGCAGCAGGGAUGGCCGACGAGGAGACCGUUAAACCGGAUGCUCCAUUUCCCGUGACCACUGACCCUACUAAGAAACCGCGCCCCAGAAAAGCUCCAGAGCUUCCUAUACUGGAGAGAAGGAACUGGCUCAUUCAUCUGCACUACAUACGUAAAGACUAUGAGACCUGCAAGGCCAUCAUCAAAGAGCAACUCCAGGAGACUCAGGGCAUGUGUGAAUAUGCUGUGUAUGUCCAAGCUCUGAUCCUGCGUCUGGAGGGGAAGAUCCAGCAGUCUCUCGAGCUGUUCCAAAGCUGUGCCAUUCUCAACCCCACCAGCUCAGAUAAUCUCAAACAAGUAGCCCGUUCCCUGUUUCUGUUAGGAAAGCACAAAGCUGCUAUUGAGGUUUACAAUGAGGCAACCCGUCUCAACCAGAAAGACUGGGAGAUCAACCACAAUCUUGGAGUUUGCUACAUCUACACCAAGGACUUCAAGAGUGCUGAGGAGCAGCUCAACAUGGCGCUGCAGCAAAACAAGCAUGACAUGACCUACAUGAUGCUGGGGAAGAUCUACCUGUUAGAGGGAGACACAGAAAAGGCCAUAGAGAUCUACAAGAAUGCAGUGGAGUUUUCCCCAGAGAACACAGAGUUGCUGACCACACUGGGGCUGUUGUACAUGCAGCUCGGUAAAUAUCAGAAAGCCUUUGAACAUCUUGGGAAUGCACUGACAUAUGACCCAAACAAUUACAAGGCCAUCCUGGCAGCAGGCAGUAUGAUGCAGACACAUGGGGAUUUUGACGUGGCCAUGAAUAAAUAUCGUGUGGCAGCAUUUGCUGUGCCUGAAAGCCCACCACUUUGGAACAACAUUGGCAUGUGCUUUUUUGGCAAGAAGAAAUAUGUAGCUGCUAUAAGCUGUCUGAAGAGAGCAAACUACCUGUCUCCAUUUGACUGGAAAAUUCUGUAUAAUCUGGGUUUGGUGCACCUCACCAUGCAGCAGUACGCCUCAGCCUUCCACUUCCUCAGUGCUGCCAUUAACCUGCAUCCACGCAUGGGAGAGCUUUACAUGCUCCUGGCAGUUGCUCUGACCAAUCUGGAUGAUGUAGACAAUGCACGCAGGUCCUAUGAACAAGCUGUUCAACUAGAUGUCUCCAACCCUCUGGUGAAUCUCAAUUUUGCGGUGUUGCUGUAUAAUCAGGGAGACAAGAAGGCAGCACUGCAGCAAUACCAAGACAUGGAGAAGAAAGUCAACAUGUUGGUGGAGAGCAACAGCAACACUGAGUUUGACCCAGAGCUUAUCGAAAUGGCUCAGAAGAUGGGUGCAGCCCUGCAGGCUGGUGAGAACUUAUUGUGGUCUAAACCAGGCAAAGAAUCCAAAAACAGUCAGCGCUCCUCUUCCAGCAAGGUCACCUCCUCUCAGCAGCCACUAGGCACCAAUCAAGCUCUGGGCCAGGCCAUGUCCUCUGCUGCUGGCUACAGCAAGAGCAUGCAGCUAGCUGCAGGUACAGAACCAGAGCCAGAUGUGGAGAGUGCCCCUUCUCCCCCCACGGAGCCACCAGGAGAGCUUGAAGCAGAAGAUGACGUCGAGGAAGCAGCAGAGCCUCCCAAAGCCAAAGAAAAGAAGAAGAGCAAAUCCAGAACAGUGGCUGAAUAGAGGUUAUCAGGCACUAAGAAAACUUUGUAAACAGUAGAGUUGUGUUUCCCAACCCAGUGCUUGGAGAUCCAUCAGUGCACACCUCAGGCAGGUUUUCACAAGGUUCAAGUGUGUUAGGAACCAAGCCAGAGCAAUAGCGUGGAUCUUCUGGGGUCUGGACUGGGUUGCAAAAACACACUUAAGAGUAUUUGUGUCCUAUGAAUGUAUAGUAAUAUUUUGGAAGGAAUAUUGUUUGUACGGGAGUUUGUUUUUUUUAGGUAAAUUAGAAAUGGGCAAAGCCAUAUGGGUUAGUUAUAAUCUGCCAUGCUUUCACUGAACAACAUAUUUAAAACAACUGGUCAACAUUUAAUGUGGAGAUCAUAAGAAAAGAAAAAUGAAAGGAAAUCAAGUCAGAAAUUGUGAAUCUGUAAACAUUCAACAUAUUGAAGGUAUUACAGUGGUCAGUGGAAAUAUGGCAGACUAGAACUGGAAUGGCACCCAGAGGCUUGAGUUAUCAAAUGCAGCUUUAAGCUAUAGUCUUUACUGUUGUAUGGAGCACAAAAAUAUCACUUGCUACUUUUUCUUAUACACAGCCAUACUAUUCUACUUGAUAUUUGAUGUUAUUAAAUGUAAUUUCUGGAAACUAAAGUAAGUGGGUCCUUUUGGAUCCUUAAUGGAAGUAUGCAUUACAUUAAUGUAGAUUAAUCAUUUAGCUUUUUCCAACCGCUGUAUAUAAAGCUAGGUGAAGGUCCGCUUCCUGUUUGUAAUGGUUUUAUGAAUUAAAAUGCAGUUUACCAAA
This is a messenger RNA of Pygocentrus nattereri (red-bellied piranha), 2502 nucleotides long. RefSeq names its product Bardet-Biedl syndrome 4 (gene bbs4). Gene Ontology annotation, biological process: protein localization to cilium; cilium assembly. Bases 108 to 1724 code for a protein of 538 amino acids. The transcript is spliced from 16 exons. The record is from RefSeq and is a predicted model, not a curated record. Gene Ontology annotation, cellular component: ciliary basal body. NCBI's taxonomy places the organism in Eukaryota, Metazoa, Chordata, Actinopteri, Characiformes, Serrasalmidae. Gene Ontology annotation, molecular function: protein binding.